This is a messenger RNA of Drosophila obscura, 1620 nucleotides long. Its product is annotated as transcriptional regulator DEF1. The coding region runs from base 197 to 1519 and encodes 440 amino acids. NCBI's taxonomy places the organism in Eukaryota, Metazoa, Arthropoda, Insecta, Diptera, Drosophilidae. The record is from RefSeq and is a predicted model, not a curated record. The transcript has 2 exons.
AAAAGUGACCUUGCUAUUAAAGUCAUCACAUGGAUAACAUCACCUCAUAAACUGAAACAAACUCCAACCGAUUAAAACAGCACCAGUCUCCUCUCGCUUUUUGGAUACACAACGUCACAAGCAUUGGUCGCACUCGUGUACCGAUGCCAGGAGAGUACAAACAAAUCACAGAAAUCGCCCACUGAAAGAGGAUAAGAUGCCGCAACAAGGCAAGAACGAGCUACCGGGGAAUGUCCGUCGGACUGUUUUCCAUACCGAUCUACAGACACUGCAGUUGCCCAGGCAGAAACCUCCAGAACAGCAACAGAAGCCGACUUCCAUCCAGGAUCUGUAUCCAAGUCCUCCUCCGCCACCCUAUCAGAAUGUGCCCCAGCAUCAGAAUAUGCAGCAGAUGAUGCAGCAGCCACAUGAUAAGCAGACUCGUAAGAAUACCCCCAAGAUGAUGCAGCAAAAUCAGCAGACGAAGUACCAGAAUCCCCCUAAAAAGGAUCCGUACGAGGGGCCUCCUCUGAAGGCUAAUCAUGAUCAGUUGAACCAGCAGCCACCUCAGGGGUAUCGAGUGUCUGCUUAUCAGAAUUGUACAGAAAAUCCUACGCAUGGGAAUCCUCAGAUAAUGCAGCAGCCUCCACAGCAAUCCAAAAUGAUGCGGCAAUGUCAUUCGACCGAAUACCAGAAUCCCUCAAAGAAGGAUCCGUAUAUAAAGCAGCUACAGCAGGAGUAUCGGGAGGAAUGUUUUUGCAUUUCACUUAAGCAGCUGUCGCAUUCGAAUCAUUCACAGAAGCAGCUGUUCUCGAAUGAUCCUCAAGAACAGGUACAGCGAAAUCUGAGCCAGAAUAAAGCACCUGCUAGACGAUGCAGCUCCAUGGCCAAAGUCGUUCCAGUGCCACGUACAGAGUGCAACAGCCGCCAGGUGCCGCAUAACCUUUGUAGGAACGCGGACUCUCGCCCACCCUCAUUCAUGGCCGAUAAAGCCAAGGAGAUAUUUUCACCCGAAGGCUGCGAUAAGGACAACCACAAGAUGGGAUCCAAAGGCAAGCUGUCAAAAUACGAGAAUCAGCUGUCUGGCACGGAGAGCAACUGCAGCUCCACGAAAGCGUCUGUUAUCAGUGCGAAGAGCGGGGACGAACUGCGUUCCAUGGUCCUUGAGGAGCUGAAGCUGCAGUUGGCGCUUAGGGGACUUUCCAAUAUGGUUAAGAAGGGGGAGAUAUUGGAUCCGGAACCGUCUACGUGUGACAAAUCGGCCUCUAAUCGGUCCAAGUCCUUCAAGUCGAAGGAGAAAGCAUCCACAAGUGCAUGUGCAGCUCUGGAGACGGGGCCGCAGGUCGAUUACAGUAAUGAUGUAGAUGAAAUAGUGAAAUGCAAGGUCAUCACUCCCAUGAUACGUAAGAUACAGAAAACGUAUCUUAAAAAUCUUCGCGACGAGAUUGAUCUGGUGGAGUAUCUGGAGCGGGUGCCAGCUGCCAUCAGUGAGCUGUGCAAGAACGCUGGUAUUAAGGACCAGAGCAAACUAAAAAAGUGACUCCGGUCCUUUUCUUAUUUAUUCGUUGAGUUUUAAUAUAUUUCUGUAUACAUUUCUUACAAAUAAAACGUUGGUGGCAUCUACAGCCCAAUGUUAACAGA